Messenger RNA from Saccostrea cuccullata (small rock oyster), 1387 nucleotides. RefSeq names its product prostaglandin E2 receptor EP4 subtype-like. The record is from RefSeq and is a predicted model, not a curated record. The transcript is spliced from 2 exons. Bases 39 to 1103 code for a protein of 354 amino acids. Gene Ontology annotation, cellular component: plasma membrane. Gene Ontology annotation, molecular function: G protein-coupled receptor activity. Gene Ontology annotation, biological process: positive regulation of cytosolic calcium ion concentration; adenylate cyclase-activating G protein-coupled receptor signaling pathway; inflammatory response. Lineage: Eukaryota; Metazoa; Mollusca; Bivalvia; Ostreida; Ostreidae.
AAUAAGGGCUACCGCUCAUAUGAGGCUUGGUCGUCAGGAUGGAUGAAGGAGAGCGCAACUCUACUGUCUCCAACGCCACGAAAACCAAGGUCUGGGAAUCGGCCGUUCCUCCUGCUAUGCAGUUUGGGCUAGGUGUGAUUGGAAAUCUAAUUGCGCUAGUCGUUUUAGUAAAAUCAGCAAAGUCACACAAAUGGAGACCGUUUUACAGACUAGUUGGGGGUCUUGCUUUGACAGAUGGUGGAGGAAUACUUCUAGUUUACCCCACAGUUAUGGUUAGAUAUGCGACAGACUUUACCUAUGACUUUCCCGUACAUCUUUGCAACUACAGUUCUUUUAUUUACACAUUUACAUUAAUAUCGUCGGCAAUGAUCGUUUGUGCUAUGUCUGUUGAUCGUUUCAUGGCGAUUUUGUAUCCCUUUAUUUACAACACAGAAGGCAAAGAGCGGCGGACAAACAUAAUGCUGAUAUCUAUUUGGAUCACCGGAACAUUUAUUUCGUGUCUUCAGCUGAUGGGACUAGGAUCCAGUUUCAAUUAUUAUCCUGGAUCCUGGUGUUUUCUUAACUUUGUUGGAACCACUACACUGGAUAGAGCUAACUCUUACAUAUACUCUCUGUUUGGAUUAGCUAUCCUGGCAUUGACCAUCUCAUUAAACUUUAUUGUUAUCGUCUCUGUUUGUCGAGGGAUGAAAUCAAACAUUAAAGUUACCGCAAAGAGAAGGAGGAAAAAUGAUAUUUUCAUUGUCAUUUUCCUUCUGAUAAUUGUGACAGUCUUUGGUGUUUGUUGGACACCUCUUAUGUUUACCAUUCUGGGGCAUGCUGGGAGAUGGAUUGAGGGUAAUGGCGCCAGAGAACUCUUGGUGCUAAGAUUCGCUGUGAACAACUCUAUCAUAGAUCCCUGGAUCUAUAUACUUCUCAGAAAAGAGACAUUGCGGGCUCUACAGAGGCACUGCAGAGGUUACUGUGACAAACUGGAUCUGGCAACAGAAACUAGCGGUCCUGAAUCUAACCCUGCUCCAAGUUAUAGUCAAAGUAAGAGUCUGGACAAAACCAUCUCGACAGAUGACCACGUCACAAUAAGCGCUGGAGAAAAAGUCAGGAUGUAACUAGUGCAGAAGACCAUCCAACUGAUUACCGCUUCACAAUUACUGCUGUAGAAAAAAAAUCAAGGUGUUUAAAAAAGACCGCGUCAAAAUAACUCCCUAGAAGACAUUCUGAUGCAACAAAACUAAUGACGUAAAAGUGUUGUUUUGUACCUAAAAGAAAUUUGGAAAGUGAAUGAUUAUUUCAAACUGUAUCAAUUUUGUUGUUAAUGUUUUUUUAAUUUGUUUGCGUUGUAUUAUCGAUAGUUUUUAUUUUAUUUUUGUUUAAAAUAAAGUCUCUGUUGAAA